This is a messenger RNA of Rotaria sordida, 3063 nucleotides long. Lineage: Eukaryota; Metazoa; Rotifera; Eurotatoria; Philodinida; Philodinidae. The record is from the annotation of a GenBank genome assembly.
AUGAUGGAGAAAGGCAUAUGGUUGCUUGAAAUGAUUGUAUCGGAUGAAGGUCAAAUUAUUAAAGAGAAAUAUAUUAAAGAUUCACGUCGUCAAAUCGGAGAUCUAAGUAUUAGAAUUCUCUUUGGACGAUUGAUGUGUGAUAUGGGUCAAUGGAAUCAAUCACAACAUUUCUUUCAACAGUUACUGAACAACUCCAAUAGCUACAGUGAAGAUAUUGCAAAAGUUGAAUAUAGUCUCGGUGAAGUACUUCAAUGGAAAGGAGAAUGGAGUGAAGCACGUAAAUAUUAUGAUUAUGCUUAUGAUCGGAUGAUCACUGUAAAACCAACACAAACCAAGGAUAUAGCUAAUGUACUUUAUAAAAUUGGUGAGAUUCUUUAUCAAGAAGGAAAGUAUGAAGAAGCUCGUGAUUAUUAUGAACGAGUAUUUGCAAUGAGAAAAGAAAAUUAUUCUUCUGUUGAGAUCGAUAGGUCGUAUUCAUCAAAUCAGAAACGCAGAAAUGUGUUGAGUCGUGUUCGUGCGUCGUUCCGAUUGGUUUCAUCGAGUUCUAACAGAUUAUUUCAAUCAUAUUCUUCAUGGCUUCGAACUAGAGAUUUUCGACAAAUCUCUCAUUGGUUUCAUUCGAAACAAGCGGCCAACAGAAUGGAGUUCAAUGACGAGCACUUGCACAAAACUCAAUUAGAAGAAAUUUGUCGAAAUGUACAAGAAACUGGUUGGUUACAAUUAAGUAAGACUCACAUUGAUGGUUAUGUGCCUAUUGCUAUGUGUCUUCUUAGCUUCGGCAAAAUCCUUUCUCAGCAAGAUAAGUAUGAUGAAGCACUUAUCUUUUAUAAACAAGCAUUAACAAUGCUCGAAGAAUAUUAUCAAUGUGUUCAUAUUGAUAUCGCUGUUAUUUUCAACUAUAUUAGUCAAAUUCUAAUAUAUCAAAUGAAGUUCACGGAAGUACUCGAUUUUUGUCAACGAGCAAUGUCAAUCUAUGAAACAUAUUAUCCAAAUGGUCAUGUAUACAUCGCCUCAAUUCUCAACUACAUCGGUUACAUUAUCUAUCGAGAAGGUAAGCAUGAUGAAGCUUUGAAAAUUUAUGAACGAGCAUUGGCAACACAACAAAAAUAUUAUCCAUCUGGUCAUGUCGAUAUAGCUAAUCAUCUUUGUGGGAUAGGACAUGUUCACUAUGGACGGGGAAAAUAUAACGAAGCUCUCAUAUUUUAUGAAAUAGUACUAGAAAUUCAACAGAAAUAUUUUUUUUCUGGUCAUGACGCAAUUAUUGCUACCCUCAAUAAUUUGGGCUAUGUCCUAAAGGAACAAGGACAGUAUGACAUAGCUCUUGAUUUUCAUCGACAAGCACUAGCACUUCUGGAAAAAUACUAUCCAUCUUACUAUGCAACCAUCGCUAACACUCUCAAUUACAUCUCUAAUGUACUACUUUGUCUAUCAAAAUAUGAUCAAGCUUUAUGUUAUUGUCGACGAGCACUAAAAAUGCAAGAGAGUUAUUAUCCUUCUGGUAAUGCUUCAAUAGCUUCAAGUCUCAACAACAUUGCCAUCAUGUUCUAUAUGCAAGGAAAGUACAAUGAAGCUCUUGAUUUUAAUAGACGAGCACUAGCAACUGUUGAAAAGCACACCCCAUCUGAUUAUUCCUCUAUUGUUUUUUAUAUGAAUGAAAUUGGGAUUAGAUUACACAGUCAAAACAAGUGUGAUGAAGCGCUUGAUUAUCAUCGACGAGCACUCGAAAUACAAGAAAAAUAUUGUUCAUCUAAUCAACGUGAUAUAGCCAAUAAUCUCAAUUACAUCGGUAAUGUUCUUAUUAAACAGAAAAAAUAUGAUGAAACCUUGAAGUUUUAUCAACGUGCACUCGAAAUGCAAGAGAAUUAUUAUCCAAAUGGUCAUGUGGAUAUUGCAGUAACCCUCAUUAGUAUUGGCACAACGUUUUGUCAACAAAUGAACUUCGAUAAAGCAAUCGAGUAUCAUGAAAAAGCGUUAGCAAUUCAAGAUAAAUAUUAUCCAUCAGGUAGUAUCUUCACAGCUGAUACCAUCAAUCGUAUCGGUCACAUUCUUUACGACGGAAAAAAGUAUGAAGAAGCAAUUGAUUAUUACCGACGGGCACUUUCAAUGCAAGAGAACUUGUAUCCUGAUGAUCAUAUCGAAAUUUCUCGUACUUUCAGCUUUAUUGGUAACAUAUUAUAUGAACAAAAGAAGUACGAAGAAUCACUUCAGUUUUAUCAAAACGCUCUAACUAUUCAAGAAAAACAUCAUGAUUUUGCUUAUGAAGACAUCGCAAAAACUCUGAACUUCAUUGGAAUUGUUCUAUAUCAUCAAGCAGAAUACGAUGAAGCUCUCAAUUUUUAUAAUCGAGCACUGACAGUUUACAAGAAACAUGCGUCGAGUCAUAGGUAUACUAUUACUUGUCUGGAAAACAUAGCUGAAGUUCUACAAAGACAAAGAAGAUAUGGUGAGGCUCUGGAUUUUCGACAACACGCAUUGACACUUCUUAAAAGUAACUCACCUGUUGAUCUAUUCGGAAUCGCUAGUAGUCUUAAGAACAUCGGUAAUAAUCUGUUUCAUCAAACAAAAUUUGAUGAAUCUCUUGACUUUUAUCAAAAAGCAUUAAUCAUAUUCGAAGAACAUUACCCCAAUGAUCAUACUGAAAUUACUAAUUGCUUAUCCUGGAUUGUUGCUAAUUUCAAUAGAAAAUUUGAAUUCGACCUGGCUAUAAAAUAUUUGGAAAAAUGGCUAUUGAUUGAAGAAGCUAAUUCACCAUUAAAAAAUCUUUCCAUCACGAAAAUAUUUACAUGGUUGUCACAGAUCCAAACAGCAAGAGACCAACAUGAACUCUCGCUUAUAUAUGAACAGAAUUGUUUCUUGGUACGUCUCAAAAUUUUACCACCUGAUAAUGAAGACAUUGGACAUAGUUUAUCCAAUAUAGGUAAGACUUACGAAAAGCUUCAUAAACCUAUGUUGGCACUUAAUUACUAUCGACAAGCUUUAACUAUCUACAAGAAAUGUCUACCUGACUGCCAUGAUCAUAUAUGGAGGAUGGAACUGAAUAUUGAGCGACUUUUGGAUGAACUU